UUACUAUUAUCCUAAUCAUUAGGUACUCCGCAUUAAUACAAUAUCUAUCCAAAACUGUAGGAACUCUGCGCUGUUAAACACAACAAUUACACUUGCAAGUUAAAUUAGAAAAAAAAAACAUUACUUUCAUAAAUGAUGCGCGGGAAUCAUUAAUCAUCAGAAUUUACUAAUAGGUAACCUUCGCCUGUACCUAUAUAAAAGCAGACAUUUUUCAAAAGCGAACUAUCAGUCUUGAAAAAGUCCAUACAAUAAGUAGUGCAAAAAAGGAAAGAAUCAUGAAAGUUUUGGUUUUCAUUUGUUUUGCAGUGUUUUACACAAAUGCUACUAAUAUUAGUCCUGAAACACUGGGAAAAAUCAUACAAAAAUCUAAAGAAAUAGUAAAGCCUUGCCUAGAAAGAACCGGCGCCACUGAAGACGAUUCAGUCGAUUUCAUGGCUGGAAAGGUACCAACAACCAAAGAAGGAAAGUGUAUGAUUGGCUGUUUCUUCAAAGAAGCUGGUCUAGAAUAUGACAAUGGCCAGCUAAAAGAUAAAAACGGAUUUCUCGACGUAAUUAAAACUGAAGAUCCCGAUUUUUAUGCCGCAAAAAUGAAAAUUAGUCAGGAAUGUCAUUCUGAAAUACCAGAAUCAGAUGAUGAGUGUGAAUAUAAUACAAAACUGUUCGAAUGUAACGUAAACAAGUCAAAAGCAGCCAAUAUUCCAUUUUCUUUGUUAUCGCGCUAGCAAGAAGGCUGAAGAAAAUAACUCCAUUUUUUAAUCAAUUGUGAAUUAAUAUUUACAUGUGUUAAAUAUUGUUGAUAAUUAAAUUACAAUUACAA
Agrilus planipennis (emerald ash borer) is the source of this 817-nucleotide messenger RNA. It is a transcript of the gene Obp19d, whose product is annotated as general odorant-binding protein 19d. Gene Ontology annotation, molecular function: odorant binding. The coding region runs from base 276 to 722 and encodes 148 amino acids. The transcript is spliced from 6 exons. The record is from RefSeq and is a predicted model, not a curated record. Gene Ontology annotation, biological process: sensory perception of smell. Lineage: Eukaryota; Metazoa; Arthropoda; Insecta; Coleoptera; Buprestidae.